AUGAAAAGGAUGCUUACGUCAGAAAAGUUGAACAUGAGCCAAAUAACGCGCAAACAAAGGAGAAAGCCAUUAAGGGAGGGCAGCUGGGCAACGACUUUUGAACGCGACACUACCACCCCCGCUGGAGACCGUUUUUUCCUCCUCGCGACGCCUUGUUCCCUCUAUUUAACGCGGCGGGAUCGGUGGACCCACAAGCGUCCACACAACUUGCGCCGUUUGUACACUGUUUGCCCCGGCGCACUGUUCAUUUCCCCCUUGCUGACCUCCACUCCUCCUCUUUCCAGGCGCGGCCUCCUCCGUCAACACACUCGUUCACACCAAGCCGGCAGCCCUUUAUUCAAGAUCUCGCCAGUCACGUUAUUGCUCCUUGGCCUUUGGACCUCAGCAUCUUUACGUCAUAACAACAACACCAACAACACCAAUACCACCAAUACCGGCACCACCAAUAACACCAAGAAGAGAAAACACGAAUCUGACGACGAAUCCGACAUGGCUUAUCAUCACGCGAAUACAUCUACUAAACAAUUCCUUAUGGCACCAUCGGUACCUUACAGGAGGGUGGCACAGAAGUUGAAUGGGAAUCGGCCAACAGGUAGUUCUGAAGAGUCGGACGUCGAACGUGAGCUCGAGCUUUCUUUCGCGUCCACCAUGUCUAUCAAUUCCCCCGUCCUUGGCCCUGUGGCCUCGACCUUGGAGGAUGACUGUCCUGAAUACGUCCCCAUGGACAUUUCCCCUGCACCACCCCGCGUAGGACAUCCCGUGGUUCAACAAGAGGACUCCCAAACCAAACUCAAGAUUGGUCGUCCAAGAGCACUUACAAGUGCAUCUCGUCUGUUCGGACGCGACAGGAGCAACUCUAAUAGCGGCUCUUCUGUUAACACCUCUGCUAACAAGUCUACUGGUACCACUGGGUCGAACAAGAAGUUGACACGUUCUGCGCUCCCUACCGAAUGGAUGGCCUCCUCGCGUUUCGCGGCGGAGAGUAGCGAGAACUUAUUUGCUCCACCGCCUCUGCAGAUCCCUUCGUCCCCGGCUUCCUCAGACGCGAUGGAUAUCGACACGCCCCCCGUGCACGUUCCCUCGACAUCUGCGCCUGAGUCUCCCGUUCCCGUUUCUGCCGCUCCGACGAUCACUGCGUUCAACUUCGAAACCAGAAUUGAUCCUUCUAGGCCCUUGUCGGCCGCGCCCACCGUUGGGGAGUUCAAGAAUCCCUUCCUCGAAUCCAUGUUCCAGGAUAGCAGCCCCCCAAGGGGACGUAGCUUUGAGGAUACCCCGAGUGGGUUCUCGGUGGACGAAAGUCCUGUGCAGCCCUUCCAGAAGAAGAGACGUUCAGCUUCUCCUGAGCAUGAACCUGUGGAGUUGGGCCUUCAGUUGGCCGAUGACUCUUCUUCGCCUGGUGUUCCCUUCUCAUCUCCGUCGAUGAGCAAGCUCCAGAGGAUGUCCAGCGGUUCGAUGCUGGCACACAUGAAGAAGCCGUUCUUUGGCCAGCUUGCAUUGAAUGCGAACAACAAGAGACCCAGACGACCUGUGGUCAGCGCUAUCGUUGCUCCUGCUGACGCUCCUCAGAUCCAUUCUGGAUAUGGCAAGGAGAGUCGUGAGCAGCCUUUGCCGUCUCGCCAUGUUCUUCCGCCUGUCCGACGAGCAUUCUCCGCCAUGCUUCCUCCUUCUAUGAUGGAUCUUUCUCUCGAAUCUGAUGAUGGAUCCUUUGACCAGGAUGCUGCUGACAUGAGCUCUCCAGCUCAGGCUUACGCUAAGCGCCAGCAAGUGAAGACUAUCCGGAGGUGCGAUGGUACUGACGACUUCAGGCCCUUGACGGGAGCUACUGCACUUGUGCAGCGCGAUAGUGAAGUCAAGAAGGGCUUAAGAAGAACUGAAGAUAGGGCUGAUCGACCUGUCGACAGGGAGACGCCCAGGAGCAAGUACCUUAAUGCGAGCGGCCUUGGUGGCUUUGGAGACAAUGAAGCUCAUGGCAAGAUUCUGCCUUGCCAUCGCGUUAAGGAGGACGGUCUGAUGCGUAUCAGCGUCAAGACUAUGGAUGCUCUCCUCGACGGCGCAUACGAUUCGCAAAUUACAUCUUUCCACGUCAUCGACUGUCGUUUCGAUUACGAGUACAAUGGAGGCCACAUCCCUGGGGCUGUUAACAUCAACACUACCUCUGGUGUUGAAGAGUUCUUACUCAGCGCUACUGUCCACAAGCCCAAACCUUCCACUAGUGGUGACAUGGCCAAGAAGACUGUUCUCGUCUUCCACUGCGAGUUCAGUGCCAAGAGGGCUCCCACAUUUGCAAAGCAUUUGCGUUCAAAGGAUCGUUCCCUUAACAACCAUGUCUACCCCAAGAUCCAUUACCCUGAGGUCUACAUCCUCGAAGGUGGUUACUGCCAGUACUUCAAGGAGUCCGGCAACCGCUGCGAACCUUGCGGCUAUAUCCAGAUGGAUGACCCUCACUACGCCGCCUCGCGCAAGGAGGAUCUCGAUCACUUCCGCAAGGCCAAGUUUGGACGUACCAAAUCUUACGCAUACGGCGAUGGCAAGAUGAGCCUUACUGGUCAGCUUCAGCAGCCCAAGAGGAACAGUGCUCCAUCUGGCGGUGGUGCGCCUGCUUUAUUCGCUGCAGGCAAUGCUGCUCGCAACCGUCGUACCAAUGGUCUACUCCAGACUUUGGAAGAAGAUUCGGACGCCUUGCACAGCGAAGGCGAGGAUACCGAUAUUGGCGAUAGCCCUUGCCCUCCUCCUAACAAGGGAGUUGUGUUCAAAGGUGGAAAGAUCGGACGCGCUCCGCUGACUCGGGCUGAGACUUAUGGUCCCUCUCGCACGAACCUUGGAUAUUGAGAGCUUUCAGCAUCUCAACUGACGCUUUGACGCCUCGCAAGAUUUGAAACGCACUUCCACGCUAUCGCGCACUCGCAAAUAUGACCCUAUGACUAAUGUCUUCGCUUUGAUGCUCGCAUUCCAAUGCAACACUUCGCUCCUCGUGACGCCCUCCGAAAAGCAAGAAAAAACCGAAAUCGUUUAAUCGUAAUCGCCGUAGUUCAAACAUCGAUCUACAAUCAACAUAUCACCACCACCUAUCACCACCCACUUUGCACCAUCGUCACACGCACACACGUAUAUCGCAUUGCAACUCAGUUCUAUUCCAGCACGGCCCACUCCGCGAUCAUGGAUUCGACUGGCGUGUCCUCAUUUUCAUCUCAUUUCUCAGCAAUAUCUGUUCCAUAUCUAUGCAUCAUACGUACGCUCUUGUAGCAGACGUUCACCUCAUCUUUCUCAUCUUUUCCCUCUCAUCAUCUCCUCUGUUUUUCUUUCUCUCUUUGUUUCAUCUGAUGCCCGUUCGCCGGAUUGGUUCGUACUUUCCUUUCGUUCGAUCUUGGAUCUCGCGUUCGGAGUUUUCAUUUUGUUCUUCUUCUUGAUGUUUUCUUUUGUUCUGAUUCUCCCUCAGCCUCGGCCUAAUCAGCUCUUUGCUUUCUUGGACCUCCAAUUCUGUCAUUGCGUCUGUGUUUUUGUUUUUGUUUUUUUCUUUCAUGGACAGACUACACCAACAUCCAUCUGCAUACUAUUUUGCCGAUCGGGUUUCUUCCCUGUCUGAAUAGUCCUUGCAAACAAUAUAUAUAAUCAUUGUCUUCGUCCUUGUC
Messenger RNA from Somion occarium, 3629 nucleotides. The record is from the annotation of a GenBank genome assembly. Lineage: Eukaryota; Fungi; Basidiomycota; Agaricomycetes; Polyporales; Cerrenaceae.